AAAUAUUAAAUUUCAUGAUAUUCGAGAAUAAAUCACUGACAGAACGCGUGUGCAUUAGAAUUCAGUUGAGUCGGUCCGAAAUAUUUCUUAGUUUUUAAACUUUUAUAUCUUACAAAAAAUGGAAGUGGACAAAAUUGAUUUGAGUUUAGAUGAUAUCAUCAAGCUGAACAAAAAGCAACAAAAAGGCAGUAGAGGGCGUGGCAGAGGAAGGGGUCAGGGUCGUGGGCGUGGAGGUGGGCCUCCAGUACGGGGUAGGGGUGGCAGUAGCACAAGAGGUACAAGAAUCAUAACAAAUCAGUCAUUACGAGGUCAGGGAAGAGGUGGAGCCACCAGAGGUGUUAGGAGAGGCGGGGCCAUAACAGCCGUAAGGGGGCGUAACAGAUUUAAUCAAGUGAAGAAAAAAGGGACCAGUCCAUUGAACAGACAGAAUGGACAGACGGGUAACACACAACAGGCCAGAGGUAGGGGUGGAGGAAGAGGCAGACCUGUCCGGGGUAGGGGAGGUCUCAGAGGUCAAGGUCAGGGGAGAGGUCAGGGGCAGCUGAGAGGUCAAGGUCAGGCUAAGGUUGCAGGACAAGGGUUAAUUAGCUUGAAUCGACGUAGAGAACAGGCAUUGGAGAGUUUAUUAAAAGCAAAACAGACAUUAGCAAGUCUGAACGCAAGACAGAGGGAGCAAAAACAGAAUAGAGGCCUGAUAGUUAAUCAGAGAAGAGGGUUACAGACAUCAACCGACAGUUUAAACAAACUAGGCCGAGGAAGAGGGCGUGGGCGAGGUGGGAGAGGAGGCAGAGGGAGAGGUGGAUUGUCCAGAUACAGCAGCAAUAUGUCCCUUACCUUUGUCGGGUCACAGUCACCAAGACGGGGCCGAGGACGGGGUAGGGGUCAAGGUCAGCAAGGUUUAAACAGAACGUUUAGCGGCAGUUUGGUCUCAGUCAGCGGAGUUGGAGCUCCAGGAAAGAGACAGAGAAGAAGAUGGAGACAACCAAAGACAGACGACUCAUCGUUAUUGACCAUAUCAGUACAAAACUCACCACCAACGUCGCCAAAGAGAAGAAACAAGUUACCGCGAUAUAAUGUAGCUAACAGAUCAGACUCAAACCCAGAAUUACAGGCUCAGAUUAGGAGCUUGAAACCAGCGGUAUCAACAAAAUACAACUUCAAGAAAUCUGUCUUUGCUCAGGCUACAACCUCCACCUCCCUCAGUGACAGGUUUUCCGCAAGUACUCCAACCUCACCCGGAAGUUUCCAGACUGACUUACAAGGUCGAAAAGUUUUCUUUUAGGUUGAAUAGGCACCUUCAAAACCAAGGCUUCCAUGGCAAACCUGAGCCACAGGCUUUAAUUAUUAUUUAUAUAAUAAAGUGAUGGAUUAUUGUGCUAGAAAUUGGACCAGAAUGUUUAGCAAUUGGAAACGACCUUUUAAAGGAUAGCCGCAUUCUUUGGAUUGGACAUUUGAAUGAAACCUUGAAAAGGAAGCAGUAGCUAAGAACUUUUACCAGGAAUGAUUUUAUACCUUUAUAAAGAUAAAGAGAUAACCCUACUGCUAGAAAAUAUAUAGGGAGAUAGCCCUCUUACUUGAGAACUAUUUUAGCAUUUUUUGUAACGAAGAAGAGAGAGAAAAGUGAGAUAUGAGCAAAGCAAGUUUAUAGUGAAUGUAUGUUGUAUCAGGAAAGUUGAAAUGGAUCAGAUUCUAGAGAGUUUUAAUCAUUUUAGAAACUGUUUUAUAAGUACCAGUCUCCCAGUAGAUUGAAUCCCCAAAUUAAUCCUUUUAAGCAUUAAAGUACAUUUUAACAUUUGGUGUCGUUGAAAGGUCAGUCAAGUUUGAAUCCAGAUUUUAUGAAAUUAAAAAAAAGUAAGGGGAAAGAUAAUUCAUCAAAAAAAAGAGACAGUCUUUGGCUCGUAAAGAGAUGAAGAGCCAGGAAAUUUUAUGUAUAGUUGCAAGUAUGAGAUUUUAAACAGCUAGAUUGUGGUGGCAUUAGUGUGUUGGAUCUGUAACAGAAAGGUGAUAAUUGCUGCAGACGUAUCUACGGGAAAGGGAGAAGUUAUUUUUCUUUCUUUUUUUUUCAUAAAAUGUUCAUUGUGUGAAACAGUAUAACCAUUCUGUAUUUAACAAUUAUAACCUUUAGAAAAAAAAUGUUAGACUGUUUUAGAUGUAGAACAAAGUUAGUUCUUAUUUAUUUUUUAAAAUGUAGAUCAUGACCCGAGCAUAUACACACGGUUUUUUUCUGCCGUUGUUUUACUAUAUUUUAUGCUGCUGUUGAAUUUUAAUAUUGACACAAAUUAUAGACAGUUAAAUUUAUACAUUGUU
Mercenaria mercenaria is the source of this 2307-nucleotide messenger RNA. Its product is annotated as THO complex subunit 4-like. Lineage: Eukaryota; Metazoa; Mollusca; Bivalvia; Venerida; Veneridae. Bases 119 to 1282 code for a protein of 387 amino acids. The transcript is spliced from 9 exons. The record is from RefSeq and is a predicted model, not a curated record.